Molecule: messenger RNA, 2141 nt
Organism: Anopheles aquasalis
Lineage: Eukaryota; Metazoa; Arthropoda; Insecta; Diptera; Culicidae
Product: proton-coupled amino acid transporter 1-like
Biological process (GO): amino acid transmembrane transport
Cellular component (GO): vacuolar membrane
Molecular function (GO): L-amino acid transmembrane transporter activity
Source: RefSeq, a predicted model, not a curated record
CUAGCCACACGGUCGGCCGUCGAUCGAAACCGUCUGCUCUCUCUCUGUGUUCCGGGCUCCGGGUGUCUUCAGGCACCCGCUAGCACACGGAUGCCAAAGGGAUUGGGAGGCGAAACGAAACAGCAAAAUCAACCUUCCUGCCCUCCGCUUCUCUCUGAGCGAGCAGCGAAAAAAAAAAAGGAUCGCGAUCCUUGCUGGCUGCUGCUGCUGCUGCUGCUGCUUGGCCGUUCGCAUGUCGCAAUUCUUCAAUCGUCGCAUCCUAUCGCUGAACUAGCGGACAAAUUGCGCCGCACCGCAGCAGCUUCACCGUUACCGCAAGUGCCACGUCCACGAUCAACCAUCAGCAGCAGCAGCAGCAGCAGUAGCACGAAUCGCAUCGGUUUGUGGCCUGGUUUUCCAAUACUCAUCAAUGCCUAACGCCUCCGGCCAGCUGCUGUGCCAUCGACGACCAUCGGGUGACACUGCGACGACCCAGCCACGCCAGCCCGGUCGCCUCUCCUGGCUCGAGAUCCUAGACAAAGGAUAAGCCCGGAUUUAGGGCUCCCCCCUCCCACGAUAUUUUGGUGUCAUUGUGUGUGUGCGUGUGUGUGCUUUUUGUGUGCGAAUCCUAAAGCGAUCCGCAGAUCUGUAUCCCAGGUGAAUCAAAAUGGCUCCGAAAGUGCGAGAAGCGGAUCAGACGACACCACUGCUAGCACUCGAUCGUAACAACAACAACAACAACAGCAACAGCAACCAGCACACCAGCAAACAGUGCCACAACGGCAACGGUACGCUGCUAACGAUCGAGGAACGGGCGACGGUGACGGCGUCUCCCGGUGGCGACGAUGCCGAUCCGGUCGCACACCGGAAGCUGGCCAACCCGACCACCAACCUCGACACGCUGAUGCACAUGCUGAACGGGAACCUGGGCACCGGGAUUCUCGCCAUGCCGGACGCGUUCAAGAAUGCCGGCCUGUACGUCGGUUUCUUCGGUACGCUUGCGAUGGGCCUCAUCUGUACGCACUGUAUGCACCUGCUGGUGCGGUGUUCGCACGAACUGUGCCGCCGGUACGGUCGCCCCUCCCUCUCGUACGCCGACGUUGGCUACUAUGCGCUCGAUUCCGGCCCGGUACGGUUGCAACCACUGGCCGGCAGCUUCCGGCGGCUCAUCAACACCUUCCUCGUGGUGAUGCAGCUCGGGCUGUGCUGCGUUUACUUUCUGUUCGUGGCGGUGAACGUGCGCGAGCUGCUGGUGUACGCGGGCGUCACCGAGCAGGUGAGCGUGGUGACCGUGCUGGUGUGGCUGCUCGGUCCGCUCGCCCUGCUCAAUCUCGUCCGCAGCCUGAAGCUCCUCACACCGACCUCCCUCGUCGCGUCCGUCUUUGCGGUGGCCGGGCUAGCGAUAGCGUUCCUCUUCCUGCUCCAGGAUUUGCCGCACAGCGGGAGCCGUCCGCCGGUGUCCGGUUGGUCGACGCUGCCGCUCUACUUCGGCACCGUCAUGUACGCGUUCGAGGGUAUCGGUGUGGUGUUGCCGCUCGAGAACAACCUUGCCCGGCCGCGUGACUUUACCGCCUGGAACGGUGUCCUCAACACUGGCAUGACGCUCGUCGUGUGCCUCUACUCGGCGGUCGGGUUCUUCGGGUACCUCAAGUACGGUGAGGCGGCCCAGGGUAGCGUCACACUCAACCUACCGUACGAUCACGUGUUGGCCCAGCUCGUCCGGUUGCUGAUGGCGGUGGCCGUGCUCGCCUCGUACGCGCUCCAGUUCUACGUACCGAUGACGAUCCUGGCACCGGCGAUCCGGCACCGCCACCCUGGCCACCCGGAGUGUGCCGAAACCGUGCUCCGGCUGGCGUCCGUCCUGCUGACGUUCGUGCUGGCCGCUAUCAUCCCGAACCUCGGUACCUUCAUCUCGCUCGUCGGUGCCGUCUCGACGUCGACGCUUGCCCUCGUCUUUCCGCCCCUGAUCGAGCUGCUGACGGUGUGGCCGUCGCGCGCCCGGUCACCGUCACCGUCACGGUUCGGGCACCGCUGGCUCAUCCUCAAGGAUGCCCUCAUCAUCGCGUUCGGUGCGUCCGGGUUUUUCUUCGGCACUGCCAAGAGCCUCGCGAUGAUCAUCGAUGGUACACCGGACGAGCUCGGUACCGGCGGUCUCUGAUGCC